UUCGUUAAAAGCAACAUUUAAGCUGAAUGAAAAGUUGACCUUUUUUGUAGAGUGGCUCUUCUGAAGACAAAAGGAAAAUUUCCCGUGAAUGAGAAACGCCUGGUCCGGUUGUUCAGCCGCAUGUGUCCAUCGUGUGGAGGUAAACUGAAGAUGCACAAAGCCAGUCGUGGCGUUGUCAUCUUCUUGCACCAGCUGUGCCUUCAGUGUGACUACACGUAUGAGUGGAAAAGCCUGGUAGAUGGUAACGUCCCAGCAGCUGAAGAUAGACACAGGACAGGAAGCUCAAAGGCUGCAGCUGCAGAUGAAACUUCCAGCAGCGUCUCAGAGGCUCCAGAGAUGGCUGCUGUAAUGAAUGAGGAGAGCGACUCUGAAGAUGAACCGGAGGAAUCCAGUGAUCCUGAUGACGUGGACUCUGAUGAAGACUGGAAACCAGCUGCGGGCGCCUUCACUGUCGAACUGUUUCCCGCAAAACGAAAUGAAGAAGUCGACAAACGUGCUGGUUACAGCGACUACCUGGAAGCGGCUCCUCCGUACAAUCGGCUCUGCACGGACUGCGGAACGUUUUUUGACAGGCGAACGCCUCACAUGUGCAAUCACAAAGUUAAGCCGUAUUCCUGCAAUAUUUGCGGGAAACGAUUUGUUAGCAAAGUGGCACUGAAUCACCACAACGAAAUCCACAAUGAAAACUACGAGUUUUCCUGCAAAUUCUGCCAUGUUUCAUUUAAGGCAAAGGCAGACAAAUUCACCCAUGAGCAGAUCCACAUAGCUGAAAGAAAUUCUUACAAAUGUCCUGACUGUUCGAGGACGUUUGCCACAAACAAGGAGCUCAGGAUCCACCUGGAAGAGCACAAAAUGCAAAUGCAGGUAAAAUGCCACCUCUGUGAGAUGGAGUUUGUCUCAUUAUCGAGUCUCCGGAGACACAUGACGGUGCAUACAGGAGUAAAGCGGUUCACCUGCUUUGUUUGCCAGCGCACUUUCAACCAGAAGGGAAAUCUGAAGACCCACAUGCGCCUGCACACAGGAGAGAAACCUUACAAGUGUCAGCUUUGCGACAAAUGCUUCACUCAAAACGUGAGUUUAAAGCUUCACAUCCAGCGUUGCCACACGUUUAGCUCUGGACCUGAACUCGAGCGCUCAAACGAACAGGAACACGACAGUGAUGAUGCUCGAGCUAAUGGAGACGAGACGGGUGAAGAUUUUGGGUUUGACAGUAUAAAAGAAGAACAGGACGCAAAUGAUGUGCAGAUGGACCAACGGCGUCUUCCCAAAAUUAAAAAGAAGAGCACAAGUGGAUCAAAAGGAAGGCCUCGAAACUCUGGAUCUAGAAACAUUGUUCUGGAAGACGAUGCAAAGUACCAUGGGUCAAACAUUAGAAGUAAAGCACAUGUGAAAAGGCAAAAGAUGACUGAUGAAGACAGUAAAAAUACACCAUCUGACAGUAACGCAUCCUUUGAUUCUGCAGAAGAGGAGGAAAUGUGGACCAUGAACACGGAGAGACAAACAAGAGGAGCAAAACCUGACAUGAAGGUCUGCAGCAGAAACAAGUCAGGAAAGCGCAAAGGAAGACCACGGAAAAAUUUGAAGUGAUUUAUAAAAUGAACUAAAUUCAGGAAGUAUGCCUGGACUGUCUUGACAAUUGUUUAAAAUAACUUAAAAGGUUGUCAAUGAUUGUUUUUCAUUUAUAUUUUCUCUUGUAAAGUGAAGAAAGCAGUUUGUUUUCAAUCAGUGGAUGUGUGUGCUGUACAGUGGGGUCAGAUGAGACUGAACAAAGCUGCUGGAAAACAUCUGGCCUCUGUUAAAACAUCAGAUUAAAUGAGUUGGUUGAAGCCCACUUUAAGGUUAAAAGUUAAUCCAACAUUUUGAUUUUUAUGUACAGUGACUGGUACAACCCCCAGGAAAAAACGUGUAAGCACCACUCGAUGUUCUUUCAAUCAUUUCCAUAAUUUUGUAUACAAAUAAAAAUCAGACAUGC
Nematolebias whitei (Rio pearlfish) is the source of this 1972-nucleotide messenger RNA. Its product is annotated as zinc finger protein 239. Gene Ontology annotation, molecular function: DNA-binding transcription factor activity; RNA polymerase II cis-regulatory region sequence-specific DNA binding. NCBI's taxonomy places the organism in Eukaryota, Metazoa, Chordata, Actinopteri, Cyprinodontiformes, Rivulidae. Bases 121 to 1587 code for a protein of 488 amino acids. The record is from RefSeq and is a predicted model, not a curated record. The transcript has 2 exons. Gene Ontology annotation, biological process: regulation of transcription by RNA polymerase II.